Molecule: messenger RNA, 2238 nt
Organism: Lactuca sativa (garden lettuce)
Lineage: Eukaryota; Viridiplantae; Streptophyta; Magnoliopsida; Asterales; Asteraceae
Source: RefSeq, a predicted model, not a curated record
AUGAUUGAAAGCGAGAGGUUAUAUUACGUACGAAAGAAACAGAAAGUUCUUCGAUGUGAAUCUUAUGAGAAUUUACGUAACUUUCAACAUCAGGGGAAUAAGAACAUUUCGGAAAUUGGCCAACGUGUUAUAUUACAUUCUUCUUUUACUGGUGGUGCACAUUACAUGAUGCAAAACUACUUAGAUGCCAUGUCUCUUUGUAAGUGGUUUGGGUAUCCUGAUUUUUUCAUAACCUUUACGUGCAAUCCAAAAUGGUCCGAAGUUCAAAGAUUUCUUAAGGACACUACGCUUAAUCCAGAGGAUAGACCUGAUAUCCUAUGUAGGUUAUUUAAGAUCAAACUUGAUGCGUUGAUUAAAGACCUACGCGAGAAUUCAGUAUUUGGCAUGGUUCAAGCAGUUGUGUAUACAAUUGAGUUUCAAAAGCGCGGUUUGCCUCACAAUCAUAUUUGUCUAUUCAUGCAACCUGAUUACAAGCUUCCUACCGUGGAACACAUUCACCAAAUUAUUUCAGCUGAGAUUCCCAGUAUUCAACAAGAUCCUGCUUUGUAUUCACUUGUGAAAGAGUUCAUGAUUCAUGGUCCAUGUGGUGCUCAAAAUGUCAAUUGCCCUUGCAUAGUGGAUAACAAAUGCUCUAAAAACUUCCCAAAGAAUUUCUCUGAACAUACUUCAAUUGACGGGAAUGGUUUUCCUAUAUAUAGGAGAAAAAACGAUGAAUCGUUUGUAGAAAAAUAUGGUGUCCAGUUAGAUAACAGAAAUGUUGUUCCAUACAACAAAUAUCUGUUGAAAAGAUACCAAGCACACAUAAAUGUUGAAUGGUGCAAUCAGGGAUCUUCUAUCAAGUAUUUAUUCAAAUAUAUUAAUAAAGGUCCGGAUAGAGCUACUGCUACUUUUGUACAAAACAACAAUGGUUCUGAUAAAGAUGAUACAGUCGAUGAGAUAAAAGAAUACUAUGAUUGUAGAUAUCUUUCUGCAUGUGAAGCAUCUUGGCGAAUUUAUGGAUACGAUGUUCAUUACAGGCAUCCUUCAGUGAUGAGACUUCCUUUUCAUCUACCUAAUCAACAACAAGUUGUCUACGGUGCAGAUGAUGAUAUCGAUAAUGUUCUUAACCAGCCUUCAGUUGCUUCUUCGAUGUUCACAUCUUGGAUGGAGUGCAACAAAGUUUACAAACAAGCAAAAAAACUAACUUAUGUUGAAUUUCCAACAAAGUUUGUUUGGAAGCUUGGUUCAAAAACUUGGAAGCCAAAGGAGGUUGGAUAUUCGAUUGGCAGAAUUCAUUCAGUGUCACCUAAUCUUGGCGAAGCAUAUUUCUUAAGAUUUCUUUUAAACAAAGUGAAAGGACCAACGUCAUUUGAAGAAAUCCGCAUGGUUAAUGGUGAAAUAUGUCCUUCAUUUAGAGAUGCAUGUUAUGCUCUCGGCCUUUUAGAUGAUGAUAAAGAAUACAUCGAAACUAUUAAGGAGACAAGUCAGUCUGGAUCCGGUUAUUACUUACGUUUCUUAUUCGCUACCAUGUUAUUAUCUCACAGCUUGUCUAGCCCAGAUGUUGUGUGGGAAAAUACAUGGGUAUACUUGUUGGAUGGAAUUCUUUACAAUCAACAACAAAGAUUAAAAUCUCCAGGUUUAUCACUUAAUGAAGAUCAAAUUAAGAACCUGUUUUUGUUUGAGAUUGAACAAAUUUUACUUCGUAACAAUUCAAGUCUCAAAAAAUUUACAAGGAUGCCUUUGCCCGAUAUUGAUUAUGUAUCCUCUUCAAACAAUCGUCUUAUUAGUGAGGAGCUAGAUUAUGACAUACCAAAUUUAAAGAAUGAGUUUGAUCGGCUUUCUAUUGCAUUAACAUCUAAGCAACAAAACAUUUUUGAUGAUAUCAUGACUGCAAUAAACAAUAAUGAAGGAGGUAUUUUCUUUGUCUAUGGUUAUGGUGGAAUGGGUAAAACCUAUCUUUGGAAGACAUUAUCAACCGCAGUUAGAUGUAAUGCUCAAAUUGUUUUAAAUGUUGCUUCAAGUGGGAUCGCUUCUUUAUUAUUAACCAGUGGCAGGACAACACAUUCACGGUUUAUAAUUCCUUUGGUUCUUACUGAGGUUUCUAUUUGUUCAAUAUCACCAGAUAGUGAACUUGCCAGUUUAUUACGAAAAACCUCAUUAGUCGUUUGGGAUGAAGCACCCAUGAUUCACAAGCAUGCAUUUGAAGCUUUAGAUCGAACUUUGAAAGAUAUAUUUAAGUGUCAUAAUCCUAGAAACUAA